AUACAAUUUACAUACCAAAAUACUAAUAAAAACAAGUGAUUGGUUAACAUGGAGAACACUGGAAGCAAGAGAUUAGCAGUUUUAGUAGGGUUCAACUAUGCAAACACACCCAAUGAGUUACAUGGUUGCAUAAAUGAUGUGUUAGCCAUGAGACAAGUGCUUAUUGAUCGAUUCGGGUUCGAGCCAAGCAACAUACAACUCCUAACAGAUGCACCUGGCUCGCUGAUCAUGCCAACUGGUGCAAAGAUAAAGGAGGUACUUCACCAUAUGGUUGAUGUGGCUGAGCCCGGUGAUAUCCUUUAUUUUCAUUAUAGCGGUCAUGGCACACGAAUUCCUUCAAACAAACACGUGCACCCUUUUCAUCAAGACGAAGCCAUUGUCCCGUGUGAUUAUAAUCUCAUUACAGAUGUCGAUUUCCGGAAUCUAGUAAAUCGAGUGCCAAAAGGAGCAAGUUUCACCAUUCUUUCCGAUUCUUGCCACAGUGGCGGAUUAAUCGACAAAGAAAAGGAACAAAUCGGGCCUUCCUCACUACCACCAAAUCCCAGUCCAACCACCAGCACAAUCAAACCUAAAACCAUCUCUUUAGACUCGAUUCUCCACCAUCUCUCACCAAGGACACACAUAAACACAUCUGAUAUCAGCACACACUUGCUCAACCUCUUUGGACCCGAUGCAAGUCUCGGGUUCUCUUUGCCAUCACGCGAGCUUGACUCGAUACCAUUAAUACAUGAAGAUGAUGGGAUCCUGUUAAGUGGGUGUCAAGCAAAUGAGACUUCUGCAGAUAUGAAUCCUCAUGAACCUGGAGGGAAAGCUUAUGGUGCUUUCAGUAAUGCAGUCCAGAUUGUUUUGCAAGAAAACCCUGAUGAUUUGAGUAACAAAGAGGUUGUUUUGAUGGCCAGAGAUGUGUUGCACAAGCAAGGAUUUCAGCAACACCCUUGUCUUUACAGCAGUGAUGAUCAUGCAAACUCAAUGUUCUUGAAACAGAUUUGAUUUGUUUUUCAUCAGUUGAAGUUUAUGUUUUAUGGGUUGUGUUGAUUGGAAUAAGUGACUGAAAUUUAAGAUUGUGGAAUAUUUAGAAAUGAUUAUUUGAUUCA
Helianthus annuus (common sunflower) is the source of this 1094-nucleotide messenger RNA. RefSeq names its product metacaspase-9. The transcript has 2 exons. Gene Ontology annotation, molecular function: cysteine-type endopeptidase activity. Bases 49 to 990 code for a protein of 313 amino acids. Gene Ontology annotation, biological process: proteolysis. NCBI's taxonomy places the organism in Eukaryota, Viridiplantae, Streptophyta, Magnoliopsida, Asterales, Asteraceae. The record is from RefSeq and is a predicted model, not a curated record.